GAAGCCAACAGUGCCACCAAGUCAGAGUCAGUGUAAGAAUACAAGAAGGUAGCAGAUGGCGAGCCAUGAAUAAAGAUCAGAUAUCUGAGGAAUAAGUGCAAAAAAAGAAAGCAAGAAAGGUGUACAGGAGGCCUAGGGACAGCUGUGAAUGAGAGCGUCAGGUUUAGGAGAGCACUGAGUGCAGGGAGGCUGCCAGUGAGAAGGCAAGUCUGUGCAUGUGGGAGCAAGCCUGCUUUGUGCUUUGCCAGAACAAUAUUUGUUUUAAGGGGGCUUGCUAUCACUGACAUAUGCCCAGCAAGCCCAAGGGAGCUGUACUAAAAGCAGAGUGACAAACACCUCCAGGUUGCUUUGGCAGAGCAGGGCCAUCCACGCAGUGCCCAGGCUGCCCUGCUGCUCUCCGCUCAUGCGCUCACUGCUCACAGGUCGCGUCCAUGGAGUUGUGGUGACCGUUCCUGAGAAGACGGUGAACGUCAAGAGCGGCGGGAAUGCAACCCUUCUCUGCACCUACACGAGUUCUCAGCCGCUGGGAAACUUCUUCAUCCAGUGGAGCUUUUACAGCGCCAAAGAGAGCCAACUGCACACCCCUUCCCCGUGUCAUGGUAUUCUGAGUAUGGAUGAAAAAUCAAUCAGUCAAUGUCAAAAGAUGGUGUAUGUGACAGAUGCGCGGGGAAGAUGUAGCUGGAGAUACAAGAUCUACUAUUAUUCAGAAGGACAGUCUUAUUCCUAUGGAGAGUUUAAGGACAGGAUCACAGCUUCGACAAGUCCAGGGAACGCAUCAAUAACGAUCUCCAACAUGCAGCCCUCAGACACUGGUUCCUACACCUGUGAAGUUUUCAGCCCCCAGGAUGAUGCUGGACAGAGUCAAAAAUCAGUGAUUGUCAACGUGCUGGUCAAACCCUCAAAGCCUUUCUGCAAAAUAGAAGGAACGCCUGAAAAAGGCCAUCUAAUCUACCUCUUAUGCAAGUGUGACCAAGGAUUGCCUCACCCCACCUACCGCUGGUACAAAGUAGAUGAGAACACCCUCACGCUGGUGACUGAACACUUCAAUCCAGACACUGGCAUUCUGUACAUUGGCAAUCUCACUACCUUUGAAACAGGACAUUACCGAUGCAUAGCCAGCAACAUCAUGGGGAACAGUACUUGUGAGCUCGACCUAACUUCAAUGCAUUCUGACGGUAAUAUUGUUGCUGGAGCAUUAAUUGGAGCAAUUCUGGCAGCUGUUAUCAUUUGUGCUAUCGUCUGGGUCUUAACCAAAAAGGCAAGGACAAAGAAGUCAUCAAGUAAUGAAAUGCAAAUAAUGGCUCAGAAACAUUCCAAUGCAGAGUAUGCUCAGGUACCUAAUGAAGAAAAUACACCUGCAACCACAGUUCUACCAAGCAAUGUGACAAGUGAGCAACCUAGUGCUGAUGAAGCAGCAGCGUCUGAAACACCAGAAAAUGAUGAGAAGCAUGAAAUGCAGCAAGAAGAAACAGCCUAAAGUUCAUUUUAA
This is a messenger RNA of Lagopus muta (rock ptarmigan), 1489 nucleotides long. It is a transcript of the gene VSIG1, whose product is annotated as V-set and immunoglobulin domain containing 1. Gene Ontology annotation, biological process: epithelial cell morphogenesis; maintenance of gastrointestinal epithelium. The transcript has 7 exons. The record is from RefSeq and is a predicted model, not a curated record. Gene Ontology annotation, cellular component: plasma membrane. Lineage: Eukaryota; Metazoa; Chordata; Aves; Galliformes; Phasianidae.